AUGAAUGAAGAACACUCAUUACUAGACACUUAUGAAAUAUGCUACUCUAUUGGUAAAGGAGCAUCAUCAGAAGUAUUCUAUGCAAAGCACAAAAUCCUUGGUUUGCCUGUUGCAAUCAAAGGAUAUCCAAAAACAACAAUGACAACAUCAAAUCAACGUCAAAUCUUUGAACAUGAAGCAGAAAUUCUCAGAAGUAUCGAAAAUCCGUAUAUUUCAGCACUUUAUGAUGUUUUCAGCGAUGAAAAUAAUUAUUAUGCCGUUAUUGACCUCGCUGAAAAUGGAUCAUUCGAAAGCUUUAUCAACCCAACAAAACCUGUCACAGAAAAUCAUGCAAAAAGAUACUUUGCGCAAUUAAUUUCUGCUUUAUCGUAUCUCCAUAGUGUUCACCAUAUUCUUCAUCGCGAUAUAAAGGCUGACAAUAUACUUCUAGAUCGAUAUUUUAACAUCAAAAUCGUUGAUUUUGGUGUUAGUACCUAUUACGAUCCAAAUAAACCGACAAAGUUACCACCAGUUGGUUCACCAGCAUAUAUGGCACCUGAAGUAAUCCUUCACGAUGUCGUAACCGAGAAAUCAGAUAUCUGGAGUGCCGGCGUCUUUUUAUAUUUCAUCACAGCUGGUAUAAGACCGUUUGAUGCCGAAGACAUACCCGAAAUCUGUUCGAAUAUCGUCCAUGGCGCUGUUACAUUCCCUUCUUAUUUGUCUCCUGAUCUUAGAGAUCUUUUAUCCAAGAUAUUAGUAAAAGAUCCAAAAUCUCGCUGGUCAUUAGAACAGAUUGCAGAACAUCCAUGGCUUAGUGGCCAAAAAAUAACUCUACAUCAUUCCGGCGAAUCUCAAUUUACUAUUGACCAAAUUAUUGUUAAAUGCGUUGCUGAAACAGGUACAGAUAUCACUACUCUCCAAGACGAUUUAAUGGCUGGACGUUUCACAGCUGCGACAACAAUUUACAAAAUUUUGAAGACAAACGUUAGCAAUCCACAAGUACAGAAGUCCAGAGUCAGCAUUGGUACUGCAUCCAAUCUAAAACUGACUACUCUAAGCCAGGUAAAGAUCCAGAAGCCGCAACAAGAAGGAUCUAACCUUCCUGCACUCAAUUCUCCACUUAAGGAGAAGAGAAGAAAUACUUACAUGUCUCUUAAACCUGUGAUGGCAAUGAACAUCCACAAAUCUAAUAUCAUUUGCGUCAGAAAAGGCGUUAACCCUCUACAAUAA
Trichomonas vaginalis G3 is the source of this 1209-nucleotide messenger RNA. Its product is annotated as protein serine/threonine kinase protein. Lineage: Eukaryota; Parabasalia; Trichomonadida; Trichomonadidae. The record is from RefSeq and is a predicted model, not a curated record. Gene Ontology annotation, biological process: protein phosphorylation. The transcript has a single exon. Bases 1 to 1209 code for a protein of 402 amino acids. Gene Ontology annotation, molecular function: protein kinase activity; ATP binding.